AUGCCAACUGAUGCUCUCGAUCCCAACGUUGUCCUUGAGAUAGAUGGCUAUCUCAAGCCAAACAUUCCAGCCAUAAUACAGAGGCACAAUCUGUAUAGACAGUGGAAGGACAGUAUUGAAAAACAUGAAAACGGUUUCGACAACUUCACAAAGGGUUAUCUCAAGUUCGGUCUUCAUGUCGGCUCCCAGAACGAAGUUGUAUACAGAGAAUGGGCCCCUAACGCUAAGGAGGCAUCUCUGAUUGGCGACUUCAACGAGUGGAAUAGGCAAUCCCAUCCGAUGAAGAGGGAUGACUUCGGUGUUUGGGAAGUAACCGUUCCGCCCCUGCCUUCAGGUGUCUGUGCUAUUCCCCAUGACACCAAAGUCAAGAUUUCUAUGGUCCUUCCUUCUGGGCAGCGCAUUGAACGCCUCCCGGCUUGGAUAAGCCGCGUUACCCAGGAUUUGAGCGUUUCUCCAGUGUAUGACGCACGUUUCUGGAAUCCCCCUGUUUCGGAAAAAUAUACCUUCAAAAAUCCUCGCCCUCCCAAGCCCACGAACAUCAGGAUCUAUGAGGCUCACGUUGGUAUCUCGACCUCUGAGCCAAGAGUAGGGACCUACAAAGAGUUCACGAAGAAUACUCUUCCUAGAAUCAAAGAUUUGGGCUACAAUACAAUCCAGUUAAUGGCUAUCAUGGAACAUGCAUACUACGCAUCUUUUGGGUACCAGGUUACCAGCUUUUUCGCAGCCAGCUCCCGGUAUGGAACACCUGAAGACUUGAAAGAGCUUAUUGAUACAGCCCACGGCUUGGGUUUGACUGUUCUUCUUGACAUUGUCCAUUCUCAUGCCUGCAAGAACGUGUUGGAUGGCAUAAAUGAGUUUGAUGGCACUGAUCAUCUCUAUUUCCACGAAGGAGGCAAAGGACGUCAUCAGCUAUGGGACAGCAGGCUUUUUAACUAUGGGUCCCACGAAGUUCUUAGGUUCUUGUUGAGCAACCUUCGUUUCUGGGUCGAAGAAUACCAGUUCGACGGCUUCAGGUUUGAUGGUGUCACAAGUAUGAUGUAUAAACAUCAUGGUAUCGGGACGGGCUUCUCUGGGGGGUACCACGAGUACUUUGGAGACGGUGCCGACGACGAAGGCGUUGUGUAUCUCAUGCUUGCCAAUGACGUGAUGCAUGCGCUGUAUCCAUUCGUGAUCACAAUCGCAGAAGAUGUAUCUGGCAUGCCACUUCUUAGUUUGCCCGUUGCCGUCGGGGGCGUUGGAUUUGACUAUCGACUCUCUAUGGCAGUUCCCGACAUGUGGAUUAAACUAUUAAAGCACAAGCAAGAUGAUGAAUGGGAUCUUGGUAACAUUGUGCAUACGUUGAUCAACAGACGCCACGGCGAAAAGAGUAUAGCAUAUUGCGAGAGUCAUGAUCAAGCUCUCGUUGGCGACAAAACACUCGCAUUUUGGCUCAUGGAUAAAGAAAUGUACACGCAUAUGUCUGACCUUACACCCAUGACGCCUAUCAUCGCUCGGGGGCUUGCUUUGCACAAGAUGAUACGUCUGCUUACGCAUUCUUUGGGAGGCGAAGGUUACUUGAACUUUGAAGGCAAUGAGUUUGGUCACCCAGAGUGGCUGGAUUUCCCUCGGGAAGGGAAUAACAACUCAUUCCACUAUGCGCGCCGCCAAUGGAAUGUCGUCGACGACAAAAUUCUGCGUUACAGGUAUCUGAACAACUUCGAUCGCGAAAUGAAUCAUCUCGCUGGUCAGUACGGUUGGCUUGACGCACCACAGGCGUAUGUGUCACUGAAGAACGAAACCGACAAAGUUCUCGUCUACGAACGCGCUGGACUUCUUUUCAUCUUUAACUUCCACCCAUCCAAUAGUUACACAGACUACCGCGUGGGAGUUGAGGAAGCUGGGGAGUAUAAAAUUUGCUUGAGUAGUGACGAGGGUCGAUUCGGCGGCUUCGAUAACAUUGCGCUUGAUAGUAAGUUCUGGACAACUCCGAUGGAGUGGAAUGGGAGGAAGAACUGGUUACAGGUUUAUAUUCCGUCGAGGACAUGCAUCGUUUUGACGAAGUAACAGGGAACACAAAGGGGCGCACUUUAGAGAGGGUUUACUUGCAUUUCACACUUUUUUUGUAUCGUUCGAAGCUAUAGAAUGUGAUCCGGUUCACCAUC
Laccaria bicolor S238N-H82 is the source of this 2141-nucleotide messenger RNA. RefSeq names its product glycoside hydrolase family 13 protein. The record is from RefSeq and is a predicted model, not a curated record. Gene Ontology annotation, biological process: glycogen biosynthetic process. Gene Ontology annotation, cellular component: cytoplasm. The coding region runs from base 1 to 2043 and encodes 680 amino acids. The transcript has 10 exons. Gene Ontology annotation, molecular function: cation binding; hydrolase activity, hydrolyzing O-glycosyl compounds; 1,4-alpha-glucan branching enzyme activity. NCBI's taxonomy places the organism in Eukaryota, Fungi, Basidiomycota, Agaricomycetes, Agaricales, Hydnangiaceae.